AUGUCGACGGUCGCAGAGGACCUGCUCAACGACUUUGCCAGCUCGGGCGACGAGGCCGAGGACGAGCCCUACAGUGGUCUCAAGAACGAUGACGCGCCCCAGACAAACGGCGACCGCGAAGAUGCCAUGGACGUCGAUGGCGCCCACGCGCGCCCCAACGGCGCGGACGACGAAGACAAGGAGAUGAACGAUGCGGACGACGACGAGGUCAAGAUGGCCAAGAUUGAGAAGAUGGAGCUCGGCGGCGUCAAGGACGUGCGGAGCGUCGCGAGUCUGAUGCAGACCCUGGAACCGGUUCUACAGAAAAUCGAGCACUACCGAGCGCAAGCGGCGACGCAGACCACGAACCUGGGCAACAUCGAAGACCACCCAGAGUAUCACCUCCUGACACAGUCGAAUAGCUUGUCGACGCAUAUUGACGGCGAGGUGGCUCUGGUGCACAAGUUCAACCGCGACCACUACUCGACACGCUUCCCCGAGCUCGAGCGGCUGGUGACGACCCCGUUGGAGUACGCCAAGGUGGUCAUGAUCCUGGGCAACGGACCCAUGGACUCGGAGACCAUCAAGAAGCUGCAGUCCUCCACCGACAAUCCACUGGGCGUGACGCUCAAGUCCGUCCUCGACGGGCCCACCGUCAUGGUCGUCACAGUGGAAGCCACCACGUCCAAGGGCCAGGAGAUGUCGCCCGAGGAGCUCGCGCGCGUGCGCCAGGGCUGCGAGCUGGUCAUUGCGCUUCACAGGGCCAAAAAUAUUCUGACGGAAUAUGUCCAGUCGCGCAUGACCGUAUUUGCGCCCAACCUCACGGCCCUGAUCGGUUCCCUCACCGCCGCUCAGAUGCUCAAUCAGGCCGGUGGCCUGACCGGGCUAUCCAAAACGCCAGCCUGCAACAUCCCCUCGUGGGGUUCGAAGAAGCGCCAGGCUGGUCUCGCCACGAACAUUGGUGUGCGAUCGCAAGGCUUCCUCUACCACUCGGAUAUGAUCCGCGGUAUCCCCAGCGACCUCAAGAAGCAAGCCAUGCGCAUCGUCGCCGCAAAGCUGGUCCUGGCGGCGCGCGUCGACCGCAUCCACUCCAGUCCCGACGGCGCGACGGGCGAAGAGCUCAAGGCUGCCUCCCUCAAGCGACUCGAGAAACUUACCGAGCCGGCGGAGAACAAGGGCGGCCGCGCGCUGCCCGUGCCCGACGACAAGCCCGCCCGCAAGCGAGGCGGUCGUCGCGCGCGCAAGGCAAAGGAGGCCGUGGCCAUGACCGACCUCAGGACGGCGCAGAACCGCAUGGCUUUUGGCAAGGAAGAGAAGGAGGCUGGCUUCGGCACGGGUGAUGGCACGGUGGGUAUGGGCAUGAUUGGGCAGCAGAACGACGGGCGCAUCCGCGGGCUCCAGAUCGACCAGAGGACACGCGCCAAACUGGGGCAGAAGCACAAGGGCUGGGGUGGUGCGAGCUCCCUCAAUGGCGCCGCGUCGUCCAUUGGCGGCUUUGGCCAGCACAACAACGGUGGCAUCGCCCUUGGCGGCUCGGGUCUGCGGUCGUCGGGCGUGGGCAGCACCGUCGGUUCGGCGGGCACGGCGUCGUCCCUGGCGUUUACACCCGUGCAGGGCCUCGAGCUGGUCGAUCCCAAGAAGCAGGCGGAGAUGAGCCGGAAGCGGAAAGCAGAGGAGGACAAGUGGUUCAAGGGCGGGACGUUCACCCAGGCGGGCGGUGGUGGUUCUUCGUCGUCGUCUUCGUCGGGGGGGUUCAAGGUGCCGGAUCUGCCACAGGCCAAAAAGGUCGAUACUGGCGCGACGAAGAUGGGGCCGCCUCCUUCCAGGAAAUAG
Molecule: messenger RNA, 1812 nt
Organism: Emericellopsis cladophorae
Lineage: Eukaryota; Fungi; Ascomycota; Sordariomycetes; Hypocreales; Bionectriaceae
Exons: 2
Coding region: 1-1812 (603 amino acids)
Biological process (GO): spliceosomal tri-snRNP complex assembly; mRNA splicing, via spliceosome
Cellular component (GO): U4/U6 x U5 tri-snRNP complex; U4 snRNP; precatalytic spliceosome
Source: RefSeq, a predicted model, not a curated record